Elgaria multicarinata webbii is the source of this 3183-nucleotide messenger RNA. RefSeq names its product FCH and double SH3 domains 1 (gene FCHSD1). NCBI's taxonomy places the organism in Eukaryota, Metazoa, Chordata, Lepidosauria, Squamata, Anguidae. Gene Ontology annotation, biological process: neuromuscular synaptic transmission; regulation of actin filament polymerization. The record is from RefSeq and is a predicted model, not a curated record. Bases 525 to 2558 code for a protein of 677 amino acids. Gene Ontology annotation, cellular component: neuromuscular junction; recycling endosome. The transcript has 19 exons. Gene Ontology annotation, molecular function: protein binding.
UUCAGCAGACUCUGCUGUGCAUGUUUGGGCUCCCUUUUCUCUCUAUUGUUAAACAGCUCAGGAAGUGAGCAAGACCGCCAGAGACAACUUCCCUGUUGCAGACCCCCAAGCAGCGGGAAAGGAAACUUUUGGAGAUGUGCAGUUGUGCUCUUUAGCAGCUGACUAGAGCUCAAUCAAGACCUGUAAGUGGCAGGUCCCAAGAGCCCACUGUCUCUGCCCCAAGAGGCCUGCCCUUUAAAGAACCUCAUCUUAAGCAAAGAUAGACAUUCACCUGCUUACACAUGUCCAGCUCUACCACCUGUGCUGAUUCUGUGCCACCACUUGAUCCUGCUGGAAUUGAGCCAAAGGGACAGUGCCAAGGGUCGUGUUUAAAUAAGGGAAUUAAUUUCCCUCUUCCUCGAUAAAGCAGAUUGAAGCUGGGUACCAGGUGCUCAAAUCCAGGCUGUUACUACACAUUUCAGGACCGAGGAAAGCAACUGCUGUCCACUGCAAUUUCACACCCUUCCAACCACGCAUAUCAGGCCAUGUCCUACAGCAAACAGAGAUCUGCUAUUGAGAGGGAGUAUGGCCAGGCAUUGCAGAGGCUGGCAAGUCAGUUCGUGAAGAAAGAUUGGCAGCGUGACUCAAGUGUUGCCAAUAACUCCAGAAGCAUCUUUGCCAUCUGGAAGAGCAUGAUUGACAGCACCAUCUCCUCUGGCCACUCCAGGGUUGCUGCCUCAGACACUUACCGCAACAUGAGCACUGAGGCAGCUAAAACAGUUCGGCUGUCAAAAGAACACUUAUUCAAAAAGGGCACAGGGCAGCUGCUGAAUAUGCAGACUGAGCUGCUGGAGACAGUGAAGGAAGUGAGCAAAACCAAGAAACAUUACACGCAUAUACAGAGGGCCAAUGAAGUAGCCAGGGAGAAGGCUGCUGAUGUGGAUGCCAGGCUCAGGAAGAGUGAUCACGGCAUUUUUCAUACCAAGGCCAGCUUGCAGAAGCUCAGUGCCAAGUUCUCUGUGCAGCUGUCAGAGAAUUCACAGCAGCUGGUGGUGGCACGAAAUGAGUACCUCUUGACCCUUGCAGCUGCUAGUGCUCACCUGGAGCACUACUACCAUGUGGAGUUGCCAACCAUUAUCAAGAUGCAAGAUGGAGGCAUUUAUGAAAGGCUCAGAGACCAGCUCACUGUGAUCAGCAAGACAGAGUUAGAGGUCUGCCAAGGCACACUGGAACUCUUCCAGGGUGUUCUAGAUGCAUCUGCACAGGUAUGCCGGGAGCAGCAUCUCCUCUUCUUCCUGCAGGAUAAUACUGCAUUUUCAGCAAUGGAGAUGCAGCCCUUCCAGCCAGCAGGAACUGACCAUGUGACUUCACUUCUGGAUGUAGGCGGCAGUGAUGCUGGGGAGAGCGAGUUGGGGAAGGAAGCACGCCGCUGGGCCACUCGAGCAGCCAAAGAUUACAAAAUACAAACUGUCAGUGAGCAGGUUCUACAGAGAAUGGAAACCAGGAGGCAGCAGGUGUCUGAGGCAGAAAUGGCCAGCAUGGAGAAAAGGAUGGAGGAAGUAAGAGAGAACAUACGGAAGGCAGAGAUCAGCAAGGUGAAGUCUGAGGCACGGUUAGUGCUGUUGCGUCAGGCUGGCCUAGAUGUAGACACCUGGCUGGCAAGUGCCAUGGGGCAAGUACUGGAUGAAAUGGAGCAAGAGCGGCGGCUCAGUGAAGCUCGCAGAUCUGAGAAAGGGUCGACUCCAACGGCAGAGGAUUUUGAUCUUGCUGAGCUUGAAGAUUAUGAUGACAGCACAGAACUGUUUGAGGACAUGAGGCCAAGCCCAAAUGUGACUCGAAUCUAUCCUUCUUCCUGCCGCGUGUUCUUCCCGUACCAGGCCUGCCAGGCUGAUGAGCUGUCCGUUGCCCAGGGUGAGGAGUUGGAGGUCAUUGAAGAUGGUGAUGUGGAGGAAUGGGUCAAGGCACGUAACAGUGCAGGACAGGUUGGGUAUGUCCCUGAGAAGUACCUCCUCUUUCUGGAUUCGGUAAGCAGGGAAUGCCCAGCCCCUGAUGGGAACAGCCAGGAAGGGUCCUCUGACAUGGCCUUGGAGAGGGAGCUGACGACUAUCAUGAGCAUGGACCUGAUGCUGAAGCCUGGAGCUUCACUGGCGCGAGCCCUCUACCACUAUGAAGGGCAGAGCUCGGAAGAACUCAGCUUCCCCGAGGGAGCCAUAAUCUGCGUGCUUCCUCGAGAGGAGGGAGCUGUCGAUGAUGGCUUUUGGAAAGGGGACUUCAAUGGGAGAGUUGGGGUCUUUCCAUCAUUGGUAGUGCAAGAAAUAACUGGCGCUCAGGAGGGAACCGAGCAGGCUUUCUUGUUUCAGGGACUACUUUCACCAUCUCCUCCAGCCUUCUCCCCUCCAAUCCUUGACAAUGGUGCAGAAUCUCCUCCAGACAUUCUACUGAGAGGUGGUUGGCAAGGAAAUAUGACUAGUGGGCACGGUUCACCUGACCUGAACGCACCACUCAUUUGGCCCGUUCGAGCUCCCCCACCUCCUCCAUCUCUGGCUCCAGAAGCCGAUUCGGUGGCUGGCGAUGAUUAACUCUCCAUUUGUUGAGGACCAGGCUUCCUGAAAAGGGACGUUUACAUCCUUUGGGGCUGGGCUGCCCCUAAGCAAAGCUAUUUCUGCUCGUAGCUGCUUUGGAGCCUGCGCCCACAUUCUCAAGCACUAGCAAGGAGGCAUUGGCAUGGGAGUGUUGGGAAGAACAUGGGUGCUGCUGUGAUGGACUUCUCUACCUCAGGGCACGAGGCUGUACCCCAAUGGACCAACUCUACCAGAACAGUCUCGCCAAGGAAUGGGCUUGUGUGCUUCUCCAUCUCUGUACUGGGACUGAGUCCUGCAGCCUAGCACCUAGAAAUGGCAGGCCCUUGUUGGCUGUUGGCAGCUCCUUGCAAGCAUCUUUUCAUUUCUGCCAGUUGUCACAGGAGCUGGUCUCUUCGCUUUAAUACUGCUAGCUGGCACCUCUUUGCACUUUACCUGUCAGAGUCAUUUUGGGAGGACAAUAGGCGAUGGUGAGACUAAACUGCUGCUGCUGCUGCUCCUGUACACCCUUUUAUUGCCCCCUGCAGAGAGGGCUGGCUCCUAUGUUGCAUCCUUGAGAGGCAAUAGAUGGGCAGGUGUUGACCCAAUAAACAGAAAUCAUUAUGCACAUCUUAAGCAACUUUAA